Molecule: messenger RNA, 740 nt
Organism: Zychaea mexicana
Lineage: Eukaryota; Fungi; Mucoromycota; Mucoromycetes; Mucorales; Lichtheimiaceae
Exons: 2
Coding region: 165-338 (57 amino acids)
Cellular component (GO): membrane; endoplasmic reticulum
Molecular function (GO): protein-macromolecule adaptor activity
Source: RefSeq, a predicted model, not a curated record
AGUGACUCCUAUGAGUGCCCGUUUCUUUGCCACUUGGACUUGGUCUGUCAGCAUGAUCCGUAUCUACGCUGCAUUUUAUCUCGAACACAAGUUGUGAGUAUCUUAAUGAAACGAGCGUAUGCACUAUUGAAUAUCUUGAGCGCUAAAUAAUCUAUUAAUGUAGCAUGUAUGAACUGGGUAUCUGGACUUACGUUAUUGCAUUGACGCAUUAUUGUGCCGAAUUGUUUGUCUUUAAAGGGUGCAAACUCAACGGUCCGUUCUUGUCCCCCUUCUGCGUGGCCACCACCUCACUUAUCUGGAUGAUCAGCCAAUAUGACUACUAUGUAAAAUACGCUUGAAACAUUUAAUACAGUACAAAUCAUUAAUCGUCGAAUUACUACUAUCAAUGGAACAUCCGAAAUUUCAGAUUCGCGUUUUGGCGUCUUAUAAGGCUAUCCAAGGCCAAUUUAGGCGUCAAAAAGCAUAAAGAAGUAUCAAAGGGAAUUUUGGACUUUAGGAUGAAGGGAUGGAAAGAUUGAUAGCCUGUUAUCUAUUUUUAUCGAACUGGAAGCGGUCAAGAAAGUGAACAGCGAGGGGAGUGAAGAUAAAGGCAAGAAAGGCCCAGCAAAAACGCAAAUGGACGGAAUGGAUGACAGGUCGUAAGAUACUUGGAGUCUAUGACACAAUUGAGGGACGUCUUCGCAACCUAUAUCACGGAUAGUGAGUGCAGUAGUAGACAACUGAUUGCUGAAAAAUAUGAG